GUCGUGUGUGCUUCCUACUUUCGCAUCAGAGAAGCUGUGUUUGACAGGGAAGAGUGAAUUUUCAGAAGUUAUUUCUUCUGUCUCGUAUCUGUCUGGGCUGAGAAAAAAUCCGGAACACACUGAAAACAUAAGCGCUGCCGAUGGUGACCUACGACAUGAGAGAGAUGAGAGUGAGGAAGAGCUACGGGCCCAAACUUCGGCGGUAACAUCGGCUGUCGUGGCAAGCUAGGUAGCUAGAGCGCCACGUCACUGGACCAACCCGUGGAGACCACGCUGAAAGAGGGGGACCUGACUGGCCAUAUUAUAUUCAGUAUCCAAGUUAAAGAUAGCAGACGCUGACCAUUUCUCCUUGGUCAUUCGGAUAUAAAAUUUGUACCCUACUGAGAGUAAAAAUGACGUCGUCUAACUGGGGUUUAAUUAUGAACGUUGUGAACAGCAUUGUGGGUGUCAGCGUGCUGACCAUGCCCUUCUGCUUCAAACAGUGUGGUAUAGUGUUAGGCACUCUCCUGCUUUUCUUCUGCUCCUGGAUGACCCACCAGUCCUGUAUGUUCCUGGUCCACACAGCCAGUAACACCAAGCGCAGGACAUACGCCGGACUGGCUUUUCAUGCUUUUGGUAAACCAGGGAAGGCUCUUGUUGAAUUAAGUAUGAUAGGCUUAAUGCUGGGAACAUGUAUUGCCUUCUAUGUCGUCAUUGCAGACCUGGGGUCCAACUUCUUUGCUCAGCUAUUAGGUCUUCAGGUAACAGGCAGCUUCCGUGUCGUUUUGCUGAUUGCAGUGUCACUGUUCAUUGUGCUACCUCUGAGUCUGCAGAGGAACAUGAUGUCAUCUAUCCAGUCAUUUUCAGCCAUGGCACUGAUUUUUUACACCCUCUUCAUGUUCACGAUAGUGUUGUCUUCUCUGCGUUACGGCAUUAUCAGUGGGUCAUGGGUGGAGCGAGUGCACCUUUGGCGCAUCAAGGGGGUGGUGCAGUGUCUGCCAAUUAUCGCCACUACCUUCUGCUGCCACCCGCAGGUGCUGCCAACAUAUGACAGCCUGGAUGAGCCCUCAGUCAAGAGAAUGAGUACCAUCUUUACCUCUUCUCUCAAUGUUGUCACCACCUUCUACAUCACUGUGGGAUUCUUUGGCUAUGUGAGUUUCACAGACACAAUAGCUGGAAACGUGUUGAUGAAUUUCCCCUCCAACCUGGUGACAGAGAUGAUCCGAGUGGGCUUCAUGAUGUCUGUGGCAGUCGGCUUCCCCAUGAUGAUCCUGCCCUGCAGACAGGCUAUCAACACCAUGCUGUUUGAGCAGCAGCAAAAGGAUGGCACGUUUGCUGCUGGUGGAUACAUGCCACCCCUUCGCUUCAAGAGCAUUACACUCUGCAUCGUCUUCGGCACUAUGUUGGGGGGUAUCCUAAUCCCAAAUGUGGAGACUAUCCUGGGUCUGACAGGAGCCACUAUGGGCAGUUUGAUCUGUUUUAUCUGUCCUGCUCUCAUCUACAGGAAAAUCAUGAAGAACGGCCUUAUAGCUCAGCUAGUUUUGUGGGUUGGCCUUGGGAUUCUGCUCUUGAGCACCUUCACCACUUUGUCCAUCUCCAGUGAGACGACACAACCAGGUCCACCUGCUAUACCCCCAAAAAUAGUCAACAGGCAGUCUGGCUUUGCUGUGACAGAGCUGCCCAAACACCCCGCUGAAGAAACCCCGGUGGCUCCAGUGCCUGCCGUGGACCAGGUCCCACCUGCAGGGCAAGAGUUGGGCCCAGAGGAGAAGGACCCGGCUGAGCCACCACAGAUUAAAGGACCUAUAGAUAUUCCUGAAAUGAAAAAGAAAGAAAAGGUGCAGUUGGACCGGCCUGAAGCAGAAGUUGCAGUGCCUGAUGGAGAGGCCCAUCGCCAUGAGCCACCCAUCCCUCAUGAAGGAAAGAUAGAGGAGCAUAAAAACCGAGAGAAACCCGAUGAAGAAAAGAACCAGCCUGUUAUAGAGGAACAGAAGUUAGCCCAGCAGGAAGCAGGGCAGGUACCAGAGAUCCCGCAAGAGAAGGCAAAGGAGGUGCCUAAAAAGCAGGAAGGUGUAGAAAAUCGUUUGGCCCAUGAUGUGGAUGAUGGGGCUAAAGAACAGAAGCAGUUGGAGCCAGUGGUGGUGGUGCAAAAGGAUCCAUCUUUAAUGAAGGAACAAGCUAAGAAUGAAGCAGCUGCUGAUAAAUCAGAAGAGACCAUUAAAAAAGCGGUUGAACCUGAGCUUGGAAACAAGCCUGUGGCUGUGGUCCCUGUGCCUGAGGUGCAUGAUGGGGCUCCCGUUCAAGAGCAUAAAGAGGAGAAGAGCCAGGAUGGGAAGGAUGGAGAUGGAGACAAGAUGGAGGUGAUUAAAAAGAUUGUUGCAGAGGGGGUGCUUGACCACGCUGUGCUGCUGCAAGUAAUUAAGGAGCAACAAGAGCAGCAGAAGAGGCUGUUGGACCAACAGGAGAAACUCCUGGCUGUCAUUGAGGAGCAACACAAAGAAAUUCAUCAGAAGAAGGAGGAAGAGGAUGAACCUAAAGUUGCUGGAGCUGAAGCUGCAGCAGAAAUGGGCAAAGGUGUGCACCAGCAGCCUGAUCUAAUGGAGGGAGCAGGGAAGGUGAAAGCUCCUGAACUGGGCUCAGAGCACCAUCAGGAAAUCGCACAUGUCCACGAACAGCAAGCCCAUGGUGGGAAAAAUGCAGCAGAGGAGCUUGACAUACCUGCUCAACAUGACCCAGCACAAGAUGAUGCUGUGGUGAAUCAAAAGCAGGAGAAGCAGCCUCCUCAAGGAGUGAACAAUGUUGGUGUUGGAGAAGCACUGCCUGUAGAUGGAGACUUGCAGAAAGAGCUGGGUGCGAGAGGGGUUCCGCUGCGCCAACGUGAGCCUGACCCUGGCAAAGACAAACUAGAAAAGCCCAAAGAUGACCUGGAGCAGCUAAAGCCUGAAGAUAUUGCAGCAGAAGAGGAGAGAGUAAGACAGAGGCUUGCCCAGCUGGAAGCUGAGAAAGAGAGGAUAGAGAAAGAAAGGCUGGAAAAAGAGAAGAUCGAGAAGGAAGUGCAGGCCAGAGUGGAGAGAGAACGGAAGGAGAGGGAGAAACAAAUGAAGCUGGCACGAGAGCAAGAGCUGGAACGUGCGCGCCAAGAGAAAGAACAGUUAGAGAAAGGGAGACUGGAAGCAGAGAGACUACAGAAAGAAAAGGAGAAGACUGAUAACGAGCUUGUAAAACUGGCUGAGAAGGAGCAGAAGAUGCAAGAGCAGAUCCAGAAACUGGCCCAGAUGCAGCAGGUGAUAGACAGAAAGCAAGACGUCAAUCAGAAUGAGGUCAAAAUUAAACAGGGCCACGCGCCUGAACCUCUGAAGAAAGGGGGCAGGGACCUGAAGGAGAAUUUAGUUCCUGAAGGACAGGAGCCUCGGAAAGAUGAGAAGAGCAGAGAAGAGGGAGAUACAGACCUGAGGAGGAGGCGCAGGGCGCUGGGGGCUGAGGAGAGAGGUGUGCCUGGGCUCGAGCCCUUGCUGGAGCUGGGAGGGUCAGACCUCCAUGCAGCGCUAGAGGAUCAGCUGUUGGCUGGAGCUGUUGUCCAUUCCCGCCAGAUUAAACAGACUCCACAGAGGCAAAACUCUGAAUAGGAGGAUUAAAAAAUAAUGUAAACACACAGAGACUUCAGAGAAAGUUUUUUUUCUAGUUUUUGGACCCAGGAUAUCGCUCCCUCUUUCUCUCAUAGUAAAAUACUUUUUUUCCCCCUCCAAAGAUACAAAUUUUUCAUCAACAGUUCACAGUGCAAUAUUAAAAUAUAUACAGUAAAUUAAACUUGGUUCAAGACUGAAAGGUUGUGUCACUGGAGCAUGCCCACUAAAGGAAACAUUUACUCCACAGCUAGACAGAGGUGGAAUGUACUUAGUAGUUAUACUUUUCAAGGGUUCUGUCUGUGCUUUACUUUAAUAGGUCUGCUUAUGUUAUUUUAAAAGUGAAAUCCCAAUUUUACUCACAUUUACACACAUUUUCUCAAACAUAAAUGGACAUACUGAGGAUUCCUGUUUUAAGCAGACCUCAGAAGUCCUGUCAUCAUUCUGUAUUCAGUGUCCCGCCCAGAUUUUUUUUUCUCUAUGGGACAAACCAGUGGCAUGUGCCUUUUGGUAAACAAUGUUCCUGACUCAGUACAUUUUGCCAAACAUACUUUUUUCCUGCUAACGUCACUUGAUCCUCUAAAUUACAAGACUAUUAAAGAGUCUAAAUAUGACUAUUGCAAAAUCCAAACUAACACUGCUGUGCAUAAAACUGACAGCCUCUCAAAAAAUACACCACACAACCAGUAAUGGGGGAACUGUACAUGAGAAGAGGUAUCAUGUUUUGAACAUAUUUCUUUACCACAAGGUGCGAUAGCUUUGAUUUCCUGCAUCAAUUGUCUUUUCUUUUUUUUUUUUUUUUUUGGGACUCAGCAUUCCUAAUACGGGCAUGACUCUGACUACAGAGGUGUGUUAUCUUUUGUGGAGUAACAAUUCGGUUUCUUUUUUCUUCCCAAAACAUUUUUAUGGUCAAUGACACCAAGUCGGUAUUUGUGUCAGGGCCUGUGUUUUGAUGCUUUUGACUUCAUUGAUUAUACACCAGUACUUGGUACUUGGACACACUAUGUUCAUUCUAAAUAAUAACCAUGGGUCACAUUGUCUUGAAGUCAAGAGACUUUGGAUAUGAAAGAGGUAUGAAUCAAAGAGAUGUCCAGCAGCUUAGGGUCAGAUGUGAGUCAUAAACUAAGCAUUUCAGCAAACCUUCUGAUGAACAUGCUUAGUUUUACAUUUAGUGGUUGAGGGUCACUUUGACACUUGAGAAAUUUUAAGAGCAUCUACCACCAUCUCAAAUAGGCUUAAUAGCUGUCGGCAAGAGCAACCAGUACUUACACACCUGUGCUCUCUUCUGCUUCUGUGCAGCAGACGUAGUGCACUAGACUAAGUCAUGUCCUAGAACAGCUAAGUGGUUGCGGGAACAUUAUUACACUCAAUGUAAAGGUUGGGAUGUAUGUCAGUAGUAUGUUCCAUCCAGUUGUCUUUAUUUCCAAAGAUUUGAGUCCAUCGUUUGUUGUGUUAUUUAUAUGAGGUCAAGGCUUCAUGGAUUUGUGCAGUGUGUUUUAGGUCAUUUGAAUGCACUUCCACUGUUAUUUUAUAUAGUAAGCUGAAAAGUUUCUUGUUUAAUGACAAAUGUAUGUAAAACAUUCUCUGAAGUGAGAUAUAACUGAGUGCUGGAGUUGACUGUUUAUAAUCCAUAUACAUUUGAUUACUGGACCUAUCACUGUAAAAAUACCCAAGUUGCCAGCUUUGCUCUGUUUUAAGUUGUCUUGUGGAGAUGCUGUGCUGGUGAGCUUGCUUUGAACCUAAGAGUCAUGUCAAAGGCAGUAUUUGGAAAGCUGCAUAACAAAAAGUGAAGUUUUUCCUCAUAUGCUGCCUCUCACAGCGCUCUGUUCAAUUGUGGCUCCAACUUUAUGGCCAUUGAUGUCCACACAGAUGAGGGCUACAUGAGGUGCCUGGGUCAUAAUUACACACCUUGAAUAAAAUUGUUUUCAAAUGCUUGGAGCACUUUGCGAAUGUUCCAUUAAUAGAAGGUAAUGGGAACGUAAAUGAUACAUUACAAAAAAAUGUAAUAGUGAAGUUUCAUGAAAUUCUAUUUUUCUAGACCUAAAUGUUUUGUAAUUUAUUUUUCGGGAUGGCUGUGCUCAAUACAAAUUAACUUUCCCAACUGUCAAUGGUUAAUUUGCUAUUUAUAAACAUUGUAAGGUUAAUUUCCAACAAAUAUAAAGCAAAUGUAUCUUUAUUCUUGCUUAAGUCAUUUGAUGUUUGAGGUUGUUUGUUUAUAAUUACAAAAUGUAUUUUUUCCUGUGUUGGUGUUUUUUGCUCACAAGACCUGAAAGAUACUGUGAGGACUAAAAUUGGACCAUUUUAACAAAUAUAAUUUCCAUUUUGUGUGGGUUUAAUCCAUAGUGUUCAGAAAGUGUGCAGUAUUUUUCAGGGUCUGGUUCUACAUUCCUUGUUCCUAUCUACAAAUGUUUCAUGUUUCUAGUGCCUUGUGGGUGUCGCUCCCACACUGAGUGUUCUUGCUCUUCCAGUGCCUCCUAUAACUUGUGGUUUUAUUCCUUCACUGAGAGUACUCUGAGUGACCCCGGUGUGGUUUAAGUGCUAGUGUUUUUGGUUAAGUCUGCUUCAACCGGUCACUCUGUUUCUAAGUCUUCUACUCAUUGUCUAUUUAUCAGAUUGAACCUAAUCUUUAGAUACCUGCAGGAGUUUUGAUGAGGACGUGUUUGGACACUUGACCAAUGAAGACUUUUGUUUUGUGGAGGAUAUGAAUGACAUUUUUCCCUCAAGCAACCUUUGAGUGGAAAUAUUGUUUACCACAUCCCUUGUGUUUCAGGAAUAAAGUUCAAUGUAAAUAA
Messenger RNA from Pygocentrus nattereri (red-bellied piranha), 6394 nucleotides. It is a transcript of the gene slc38a10, whose product is annotated as solute carrier family 38 member 10. Bases 393 to 3605 code for a protein of 1070 amino acids. Gene Ontology annotation, molecular function: amino acid transmembrane transporter activity. Lineage: Eukaryota; Metazoa; Chordata; Actinopteri; Characiformes; Serrasalmidae. The transcript is spliced from 18 exons. Gene Ontology annotation, biological process: amino acid transmembrane transport. The record is from RefSeq and is a predicted model, not a curated record.